This is a messenger RNA of Darwinula stevensoni, 1842 nucleotides long. NCBI's taxonomy places the organism in Eukaryota, Metazoa, Arthropoda, Ostracoda, Podocopida, Darwinulidae. The record is from the annotation of a GenBank genome assembly.
AUGCCCGGCUUCGGUGUGCCUCAGCUCGUUCUCUCGCGCGUGGAAAUUCCGUGGCCUCGAGGCCGUUCCCCGUGCACUCAAGGCCGUUACGGUCGCAUGUGGGCGAAGAGAGGCCGUCGCCUGCGCGGCGCAGCUGAGCCGGAUCGAUAUUCCGCGGAGAGAGGCACGGGGAAGGCGACACACUCCGGGAUCGGCCGCGUGCACUGCGUCUUUCACCUCGCCCGGUUCAUCACAGCGAUAGCAAGUGUCAUCCUUCCGAGCGACAUCCUUCUUUACGCGAUGUCGUGUUGCAAGCAAGAGAAGCACGCGGAGGUGCAGGAAUACUACGGGAAGGAGCUGAAGAGCCAGAAGGACCUGAAGAGCGUGGCGUGCAUCGUCCAAGGCUCGACCAAGAUCCCCCAACACGUGAAGCAGUGCCUCGCGAACGUCCACGAUGAGAUCAUGGCCACGAACUACGGGUGCGGCAACCCGUUCCCGGACGGGUUGACCGGCUGCAAGGUCCUCGACCUGGGCUGCGGGACGGGCCGGGACGUCUUCGUCCUCAGCCAGCUGGUCGGGGGAGACGGCGCCGUCGUCGGGGUCGACAUGACCCCCGAGCAGUUGAAACGAAUAAGUAAUCCUCAGAUCGCGAAGGCCGAGGAAUACGCGGACCACCACAUGAAGAAGUUCGGCUUCGAGCAGUCCAACGUCAGCUUCAAACUGGGCUACAUGGAGGACCUCAAGGGCCUCAAACUCCAAGAGGACUACUUCGACGUCAUGGUAUCGAACUGCGUGGUGAAUCUCUGCCCGGACAAGCGGGCCGCCCUGGCCCAGGCCUUUGAUCACCUCAAGGUAGGAGGGGAGCUGUACUUCAGCGACAUCUACGCCAGCUGCCCCGUGCCCAAAGUCCUCCAAGAGAACAAGGACCUGUGGGGCGAAUGCUACUCCGGCGCCCUGUGGUGGGAGGACCUCCACUCCAUCUGCGCCGACGUCGGCUUCCGCAGCCCCAUCAUCAAGGAGUCCAAGCCGGUCCCCGUCACGACCGAGGAGCUCCAGCGGAUGCACGUCGACGAGCUUCCCAAGGACCUGACGUUCGCCUCGGUCACUUACCGCAAGAAGUUCGGCAGAGGGAGGCCGCUGCUACGGAGGGGGUUCCGACGGUGGAUGCUGCCGCCUGAGGUUCCUACGAGACUGAGGAAACUCAAGCGGGUGCUAGAGCAGAAGUUCCAGCCGAGGAAGGCAAUUCGUGUGUUUGCAGUGACGGGUGUCCCCAAGAAUAUCAGCAAGGAAUUGGCUUCCAUCCUAGAAUCUUCCAGGUUCAAGACCAACUUCAAGUUCGAAGACACUGUCGACGGGGAAUCCAUUCACGAGGUAGGGCAUAGACUCUCAAAAUACAAAGUGAAUAACCCAACGUCGCCGAUGGGAGACUACGAUUACCCAGACACCAGAGGCCCCACCCGAGCCAGCUUCUACGCCUUAACCCGACGAAACUCCCUGGAGGAGGACGGAUACCGGAUGGGGGUAAACUCCCGGAUCGGGGGUGUAUAUCCCUACAGGUCUUCCAGCUACGAACGGGUCAAGUCCAAGUUCUCCUACGAACCCUGGAAGGCGAGGGUGGUGAAGUUCUACAAAAACGGCGACCUCCACUUCAAACCCUUCGAGUUCCGCUUCCGACCCAGCCGAGACGCGAUCGAUCUGGACGUGCUGUGCCGGCAUCUGACCAAGCGGAUCCCCAGCUUGCCCAAGGGGGUCAGGUACAUCUUCACCCUGGACGGGAGGAUGAUCCAAGAUCUGGAGGGCGUCCGCGACGGUGGCAGCUACGUCUGCUCCUCUGACACCGACUUCAAGGUGCGAAUUUUCUAA